Molecule: messenger RNA, 2316 nt
Organism: Ictalurus furcatus (blue catfish)
Lineage: Eukaryota; Metazoa; Chordata; Actinopteri; Siluriformes; Ictaluridae
Gene: cnot11
Product: CCR4-NOT transcription complex, subunit 11
Exons: 7
Coding region: 280-1623 (447 amino acids)
Biological process (GO): mRNA catabolic process; negative regulation of translation
Cellular component (GO): CCR4-NOT complex
Source: RefSeq, a predicted model, not a curated record
GAUAGUGAACCGUUUGUUGUUUGCGUUCGAGCCGACCAGCUACAGUGGAUGUAAAAGCUUUGUUUUAGUAUUUUGUGGAAUAUUUGCUUUGUUAUUAAGACAUUAUUAAAAUCGCAGUAAAGUAUUUAGUGAUAAUGAAGUUUGCUGAAUCGGCUCUAAUUAAAAGAAACAGCUAGCAUUAGCCUGAUUGUUUUGGUUUCGCGCGAGCCAACAAACUAGAGUCCGAAGUUCGUUUGUUUAUUUUAUUUUCGAACUGUACUGUUUAUUGAGGAGAGAGGGAUGACUCUGGCGCCGAAGGAGCUGACCACACUACUGGGCCUGCUGUCGGAGGAGGCGUGCGCCGGCAGCUCGUUCGAGAGCCUCGCGAGCGCCUUCCACCACUGCUUCAGCAAAGCCGAGCACUUCCGUGUGGGCUCCGUGCUCGUGCUGCUGUUACAGCACGCCGACCUGCUUCCGGGUUCCGCUCAGCGCCUCGCCGCGCUCUACCUGCUGUGGGAGAUGUACCGCACCGAGCCGCUCGCCUCCAACCCGUUCUGCGCCGUGUUCGCGCACCUGCUCAACCCCGGCAAGGACGAGCACGAGCACGAGAGGCACCUUUCAGGUUUCCUUCCCCCGGUCACGCUGCCUGAGAAGUUUUUCCUCUCUCAGCUGAUGCUCGCUCCUCCUCGGGAGCUCUUUAAGAAAACGCCACGGCAGAUCUCCUGCAUGGAUGUGAGCUCGGCACCACAGACAGUCGACAUCAGCGGACUACAGCUCGCUCUCGCCGAGCGUCAGUCAGAGCUUCCAACCCAGAGCAAAGCCAGUUUUCCCAGCCUCCUGAGUGACCCGGACCCUGACUCCUCCCACUCAGGCUUUGACAGCUCCUUAGCCAAUCAGAUCACAGAGUCACUGGUCACAGGGCCACGCCCACCUCUGGAGAGUCAUUUCCGUCCUGAGCUGAUCCGGCCGGCUCCACCGUUAUUCCAGGCGAGCGAGGCCGAGCUGGCGUGGCUGAGUCCAGCUGAACCGGAGCACCGCGUGCAGUGGGAUCGCUCCAUGUGCGUUCGUGCUGCCACCGGCCUCGAGACCAAACGCAUCAUGGCUAAAGCCUUCAAGAGCCCACUUUCAGCACCUCAACAGAGUCAGCUGGUAGCUGAGUUGGAGAAAGACCCGAAGCUGGUGUACCACACUGGCCUCACUCCUGCUAAACUGCCUGAUCUGGUGGAAAACAACCCGCUAGUGGCCAUCGAGAUGCUGCUGAAGCUCAUGUCCUCCAGCCAGAUUACAGAAUACUUCUCCGUCCUAGUCAACAUGGACAUGUCCUUACACUCCAUGGAGGUGGUCAACAGGUUGACGACGGCGGUGGAUCUUCCGCCCGAGUUCAUCCACCUGUACAUCUCCAACUGCAUCUCAACCUGCGAGCAGAUCAAGGACAAGUACAUGCAGAAUCGGUUAGUGCGUCUGGUGUGCGUUUUUCUUCAGUCUCUGAUCCGCAACAAGAUCAUCAAUGUGCAGGACCUGUUCAUCGAGGUGCAGGCGUUCUGCAUCGAGUUCAGCCGAAUACGCGAAGCUGCUGGUCUCUUCCGCCUCCUCAAGACACUGGAUAACGGAGAGACGCCGGCGGAGGGCAAAGCGGCCAAAUAAUCCCGUUCUGAAAAUACGGAUGUGGACCAAUGUAGCCCUCACGGCAGGUGAACCGAGCCUCGUCUCCGCCUCAGUUAAUCCUGGACCUUCAUCACUGAGGCCUGAUGAGGCUGACACAUUUUUAUUUUUCAAAAAGCCCAAAGCUCAGUUAUAUGUCCAGAACGUAAGAUCUGAAAAAACAGGAAGCUAAAGCUGCUAACAAGGGUACUCAUUAGCCUCAGUGCUGCUUGUGAAGUGUAUAGCUUAGCUCCCUACAUUUUAAUCCCUUUGAGAGCAAACAAGAUCUUAUUCUCAGCUAAACCUGGACCUGGAUUUGAGCUUCGUCUUUAGUUAACCGUUACAGGAGGCGGGGGGCGAAGGGAGCUAGUUAAUCUUGGUCCCUCAAGAGAAAACUCAUCAAGCCUUAUUUUUGUUCUGGAGAGAUGGAAGAUGAACAAACUAACCCAGCACUUGUGUACUGUUUUUCUUUUUCUCUGCCAGAUUUUUUUUUUUUUUUUUUGGUCCUGAGCGCCUUUUUUUAAUAUCGGAGAGUCCCUCUGUGUAAUCAGAAGGAAGUUGAUAGCCCUUUCUUUGAAGGGGAUAUUACACAAUUCAUGGCCCUUGUACAAACUGCUACAGCAAUGAAAUACCUUGUUUUAUCUCUAAUGUAUAAGAAAAAAGGGAGAAAAUAAUAAAAAAAAAGCAAAAUCGUCA